AAAACCAUAACAACUCCUUUCGUCAUCGGAUACACACCCUUAGUGAAAUCAUAUAAUACAUAAAUAACAAAUACAUAAAAAAUACUUAAGUUAAAGAAAAGUUCAUAUGACGUGAAGUGUGUUUUUCAGUUAUGCUGUAACCUUCUCUAAGUGAACCAUGGCUUACUACUGGAUCUUCAUCACAUUCUCCUGUUUUGGCAGCGUCAGCCUCCAGUACAUCAACUCUGCUGGACCGGGAGCAGAAUCCUUCCUCGACCCGCUCGACUCCUCGAUCCACUAUCCACCACUACCUUAUCACAACUACUUCAACGUGCCAAACCCCAAAAACAACAUCGAAACAUUCCAAAACGACGGAAACUACGAUCACAACGAGUACUUUCAAGACCAAGAAGCAAUCGACCUGCAGAGGAGAAGAAGAACGGUGAUAGACGAUUUCAAAGAAGACGAGGAAGAAGAGAAGAGGAGAAAAGAGAAGAGCUGGCUACCAACCUUGAUCGAUAGCGACAAAACUGUUUAUCUACAAAACGAUGGGAAAGCAAAUCCAUUUGUACUGCAAGCGUUUGCUAGUGCAUUGGAUGGGAAUGCCACUGACAGAAGCCUCGUCCAAACAAUAGAGCGUAAACGUAGCUUCAGCCCAUGGGGAGGCAAGAGGGACAAGCCUUUACUAGAGCAUACGUGGACUUGGAAACGAUCGGCUGGCAUUCGAGAACCGAGCAUGCCCAAGAGGGUCAGAUUCAGUCCGUGGGGCGGCAAAAGAAGCGGCCAAAUGAUAUACAAGCCAGGAAACAAAGCCACGAAAGUAAUCUUCUCAGCAGCAGUUCCAGAAUUGACUCGCAUAAUCUCCAGCUACUUACCAAACGGUAACAGAGUGGAGCUGACUGGUUACCAAUUCGUACCAACGUUGGACAAACGGCAUCCGAUCAAGAUACUGGCUUUAAGCACAAACUUGGAUGACAGAACCCUUCGAGACGCUCUCCCGUUUAACACUUUCAUGGAACCACAACCGAGGAUCUACAAGCCUGGUCAUCCGUACUUGGAUAUCAAUUUGAAAAAGGACGGCAAAAGGAAGGUUAAGUUUAGCGCGUGGGGUGGCAAGAGAUCCCCUCCGAUCAUAGGACCGAUAUGGACCCCAGCAUCACAGGAUCUCAAGGAAUCUACCUUGAACACAAUAGUACUAGUUCGGAAUCAGGACAACGAAGCAACACCGAAAACUUUGUAAUACGUUAAAACGAAAACGGCAAGUAACUUUCGUUACCAUAUUCCUCGAUACUCAAUACUUGAUAGUCCUUAUUUGUUUUAUAUAAAGUGCCAUAGAAAUAUUUACGGUGUUUCUAUUAACCGGGACAGUAUUGGAAAAUUCCAAACGAUAUAGGAGAUAAAGGGAAACUGUCUUAGGAACCAUUAGGUCUUUUUUGAGAUAACAUUUUUGGCAUAGUCAAUUUUGGUCAAGCGUGAGUUGUCAAAAAAAAAAUAACAAUGACUGGGUGGUAGGUAGAUUUUCAAUGCCGAAAAAAUUUACUUAGCGUAACUUUUGCUGUCUCAUUUUUUCUCCCGAUACAUUGAAAUGAUUCUUACAUGAAACUGGGUUGAAUUUUAAAAAUAAAUAGUCAAUUUUAUUUAAUUUUAUGGACCAAAAAAUUAAGUAUAGGUACUUAUGCCAAAACUGUUCAGAUCUAACGUUUCCUAAGACAGUUUCUCUGUAUCUCCUAUGGUUUUGGAUUUUGCUAUAUUGUGUCAGUUAAAAAAAAACGCACUGUAUACGGAGGUAUAAGUCUGUAAAAAUAUUCCUGAAAAAAAAACUGUGUCUGACGAAAAGGCUGGUUUCGUCAGGCACAUCAGCCUUUUCGGCGCCAAGUCAAUGUUUAUGAAACAAUGUUAGUCAAUUGUUUUCAAAUGUAAUUAAUAUUUAUGAAUAAAGAUUAGUAACUAAUAUUAUAAUUGGACAAAGGCCAAAUUACAUACUGUAUCUUAAUGUGUUAUUUAUUGUGAAAUUUAAGUAAAUGUAAAGAAUUAAAAUAAC
Molecule: messenger RNA, 2020 nt
Organism: Maniola jurtina (meadow brown)
Lineage: Eukaryota; Metazoa; Arthropoda; Insecta; Lepidoptera; Nymphalidae
Gene: Kin
Exons: 2
Coding region: 158-1219 (353 amino acids)
Source: RefSeq, a predicted model, not a curated record